UGGGCCGAGUCGACCAAUCUCAUCAAUCAUCAUGGCAAAUUGGCAACACUAAUCUCCAAUUUUGUAUAAUUGCGAAUUGGAGAAAAUGAAAAUAAAUGUGGUGUAAAAAGUUUGUUUAUAUAUUUUACAUUUAUACAAAAUUAACUGUCUUAAAUAUAAAUAAAUAACGUUCUCAAUAAUUCAAUUAAAGUUAUAUGUGAACUAAACAUGUCGGAAACCUACGAAUACUUAUUUAAAUUUCUUGUGAUUGGAAGUGCUGGAACAGGAAAAUCUAGCCUACUUAACAAUUUCAUCGGAAAUAAAUUUAAAGAAGAUAGAUGUCACACAAUUGGUGUUGAAUUUGGCUCUAAAAUUGUAAACAUAGGUGGAAAGUCCACUAAACUCCAAAUAUGGGACACGGCUGGUCAGGAGAGGUUCAGAUCGGUGACAAGAUCUUACUACCGUGGGGCUGCAGGGGCUUUGCUAGUGUAUGACAUUACAUCUCGUGAUUCUUUUAACGCCCUUGCAAACUGGCUAAGAGAUGCAAGAACGCUUGCCAGCCCUAACAUUGUUAUAUUGCUUGUUGGCAACAAAAAAGAUAUGGAGGAAUCAAGAGAAGUCACAUUCACUGAAGCAAGCCAGUUUGCACAAGAAAAUGAACUAAUGUUCCUAGAGACCAGUGCUAAAACAGGAGAGAAUGUAGAAGAAGCAUUCCUGAAAUGCUCUAAAACAAUCUUGGCUAAAAUAGAGACUGGUGAAUUGGACCCUGAGAGAAUAGGCUCUGGCAUACAGUACGGUACCGGCACAUCUAAAAGGUUAAGUGCACCAAAGAAACCCACCAGAAACCCAUCUGAUUGUGCUUGUCGUGUCUAAUCCUUAUGCCUCUUGAUAAGUUGACUUUUACUGUAAUUAUGUCUUGAAUCGGAUUCUAUCUAUGAUUCUUAUGUAGUAUGUAGGUCAAAUACCAAUACUGAAUUAAUAUCCUUAAAGAUAAAAAAGAUCUAAUUUUGUAUGUGAUAUCUAUAAAUUAUAAGACUUAUUAUGAAUAUGUAAAACAUUUCCAGAUAUUGCAAUAUGUUGAUUAUUUUGUUUAAUCUUAAGUGACAAUUUGUUUGAUUCCUACUUACUUUUAAUCUUUUUAAUUGGGCUUAAACAAUUUAUAAUAAUAUGCUUUGACCUAGAAUACCAUAUUUAAGCGGCUCCGUCAAUCAACACAACAGCCUAUAUCUUUGUUCACUGUUGGACAUAGGUGUCCUCCAAGACCAAAUAUUCCAAUUUUUUUCAUGAAUUAAAAUUAUUUUUUUAAAAAAAUAAUUCGUAAAUCUGUAUAUUCCCACCUGGAAAUCGCGCGCCGCAAGGCAUGGAACGCAUACUUCAAAAUUGUUGGCAUGGGAUUCAUUUAUCUGAUUUUCUGGCCUUAAACAGAACUAAAUGAGUGUUUGUAAUGGGUGGUUGUAUAGGACAUCAAACAGAUGUCCUAUACAACCAGAAUGACUAAACUUUCGUAUAUAUAUUUCAUUAAUGACAGCUUUAUGUGUUCUAUUGCUGAAAAGGUGCCCUCCCACCCUUCUUCAUUAAAUUUUUUGACCACAAUUUUAAAUACUUUAGACCAUUCUCUCAAUCGUACCGCGCACAUACAGUUCUUCUACUAAAAAUCUAUUUAAACCAUUUAGAGUUCCUCUCUGUACUAAAUAGGUUGGUUUGUUGACUACACAUACUUAUAGCCAACAUUUUUAAUAGACUUCUGACUUCUAAGGUAUACAACUUCAAAAUAUCCUUGACUAAUUAAACUGAUGCUAGGGCUACAAUAAGGUUUUAUCUAUGUUCCAUUGUUACAAUAAAUAGUGAGAUAAAAAACUGUGCAACACCAAAAUCAAGUGUCAUUGAAUUCUGUUGUAAAAUGUCUUGACCAAGCCUAACGCUAUGACUCGUAUUCACAAAUGUUACUUAGCUAAGUACGAAGUAAUGCUAUCAUCGACUGCCUUGGUGGCGUAGUUGCAAUUGUACAGGUACGAGUACGACUACUACGCUGAGGUCCUGGGCUCCAAUCCCGGGUCGGGCCAAAAUAAUUGUGACUGGUUUUUUCCAUCUUAAAAACAUUACCGCCAACUUUUCUGACUCCGAGCUGUAAGCUGUGAGUCAGGAAAGUUGGCGGUGUGGGGUGCCACACCGCCAACUUUGCUUUGCGACGCACGGGGGUACCCGUGCGUCGGAAAGCACGUACAGCCGUUGGUCCUGCGCCUGAUCUCUCUCCGGUCAUGUCGGAUUGCUGUCUCACCGAACUAUGAGUGAAGGAACUGAGAGUGCGUUGUGUAUUGCGCACACACUUGUGCACUAUAAUGUCUCCUGCGUACCUGACUGACCUCCGUUGAGAUUGGACGCCGUAGCCGUAAAUUCGGUUAAGGAGCAUUCAUUCAAUGCUAUCAUAAUAACAUCCGUAUUGUAGUGUUUUCGACUUAGAAACUUCGCUGUGCGUAGACAUAGGAGCGCCAUGAUUGGCUAAUAUUGAGAUACAACUUUAAUUCAGUUGGUAGUCAGAUAAAGAGAGUUGAGCAAAACCAAAGAAAACUAUGAAAUUACCGACAUUGUGUGUUCGGGUGCACUGUGGAUCUCCUUGUAUCAUUUGUGAAUACGUGUGUAAAUGUUGAUUACUAUGAUAUAUGUACAGUUUUGACCUUAGUAGCCCCAGCAUGAGGAAGAAACAAUAAUUAAUAUACUUACACAAACUUUUAAAGUCAAAGUCGCAUACUCUGCGAUAUAACCGUUGUUUCGCGGCUUAUGUAUGCGCGCCCUAACAAUAGUAUAAUUUGAAUUUACAGGUAUUAUUCUAAUCGCUUUGUUGUGAAACGGCUUUGAAUAGAUUUUAUAAUGUAUUUUAGUUAUUGAUAACUGAUUUAUUAUAAAAUAUAAUAUUAUUAUAGUACAUAUGGUUGCUUAGUCAUAGUCGCCUUGAAGUUCGUAACAACACCUGUGGAGGCUUGGGCGUAGCUAGACACCUUUUCCAAGGAGGGCCUGUGGCCCAGACUAAAAAAAAAAUCAAUUUUCGUGUGCAUAUUUUGCUGAUUUUAAAAAUUGCCAUUAGGUCGCCUAUACAUUCUGGCAGUGGGCACUACACAAUUCUGGUCUGAGCAUGCACCCCUCUUUUUACUUCACUUACACACAGGAUGAGUGUCCUGCCUAAGUUCAAGCCGACCAUGACUGGGUGACCGUAUUGUACUAAAAAUUGAAAUUAUGUUAUGUUGUAUUUAUAGCCUUAAAAUAUGAGCUGAGGAAACACUUAUCGAUUUAUCAGUAUCUAUACGUGUAGCACUGUUAGUAUAAAAAUUAAUGUCACAGUGUAAAUUUUAUGAUUGUAUAGCGUAAAUAAGAGGCUUCUUAUGGAAAUAUCAUUGUAAUAAUCAUUACUCUUACAAGGUACAAUUAAUUCAUAAUUUCACUGUCAUUAUGCCUAUGUUAAUAUCUUUGUAUUUUUGUGUUUAGACUUAAACGACUGAAUUAAUAUUUUUAAUUUCAAUAUAUCGUCAACACAAUUGCGUAAAAGUAUCAAUAAAAGUAGUAUAAAAGAUUUUUUCGUAUACAAAUAAUAUACAAGCUCGAAAAUGUUGAUAAAAAUGUUAAAAUUUUAUGUAAAUGGGGAUGUUGACAAGAAAAUAGUGUAAUAUUUCAUAUAACAAAAAAAGCGAAUUUACUAUAACAAAUUUGUUAUUUGCAGUUUGGGCAAUAACUGUGUCUAGAGAACAAACGGCAAAGUUAAGUUAGUUAAAUUUGAACUUACAUUAUAAAUACUUACCCUACCUUAGUUUAUAUGCGAGUCCAACUUCCACUUGUCCAGUUUUUAAGAUAUUACGUUACAAUUUCCCCAAGUUAUCUGUGUGAGUUCUUAUUUAAUAGAUUUCCUUGGUGCUUAAGCUGCCAUCAAAGCGCUUUCGCUUUGCUCUGGACAGUAUGUAGGAUGUAAAGAGGUGUUUUUAGCAAUUUGGCCAAGUCAUUUCAGAACGGCCAUUACAUUAUCAUCAGUUUAUUUUUUUAGCUUUUUGCCAUGUAAAAUACAAUUAACACUUGACAUUACUACAUUCUUUUUGUGAAGCUUUUAUGGGUACCUCGAAUAUUUCUUAUUCUUCAAAUGGUUAUCCUAAAGUGGGUGGGACCAAAACGCGCAUAGCACGGUCUUCUUACCAAACAUAUAUUCAAUAGGUAAAAUGUGUUUUGUAACUAGCCUACUUCUAUAUUAUUUGUAAUAAACGUAGGUACCUAUUGAUACCAAUGAACAAUUAUACGAAUCAGUCAACAUCCCUAUUGUCUAAAAAUGGCGCAAUUUAAUUACAUUAUUUUAGAAAACAUAAGUUUGUCAUAUUAUUAUUUUAAUAUAUUAGCAAAAAUGCGCACGUGUUGUUAGUGUCCUAGAACAGGCCCGUCACCGCCCGUGAGCGAUCUCACGUGCGUCGUUAUGAUGUAUCGAAACUGAAAUUUCGUCACCGGUAUUUUUGCUCGCCCGCGUUUAGGCUUAGGAUGGUUUUAAAUACUUAAGUAUAUGCUUUGACACGUUCUUACGAAAAUUCAAAUAUUCUUUAGUUAAAACAUUUACAUUGUAUGUACCUAUAUGAAUAUCAGUAAACUAAGAAAAACUAAA
Molecule: messenger RNA, 4609 nt
Organism: Manduca sexta (tobacco hornworm)
Lineage: Eukaryota; Metazoa; Arthropoda; Insecta; Lepidoptera; Sphingidae
Gene: Rab4
Product: ras-related protein Rab-4B
Exons: 4
Coding region: 208-852 (214 amino acids)
Biological process (GO): regulation of endocytosis; Rab protein signal transduction
Cellular component (GO): endosome
Molecular function (GO): GTPase activity; GTP binding
Source: RefSeq, a predicted model, not a curated record